Molecule: messenger RNA, 1338 nt
Organism: Colletotrichum scovillei
Lineage: Eukaryota; Fungi; Ascomycota; Sordariomycetes; Glomerellales; Glomerellaceae
Product: Nuf2 family protein
Exons: 3
Coding region: 1-1338 (445 amino acids)
Biological process (GO): meiotic chromosome segregation; attachment of mitotic spindle microtubules to kinetochore; mitotic spindle organization
Cellular component (GO): Ndc80 complex; kinetochore
Molecular function (GO): protein-containing complex binding
Source: RefSeq, a predicted model, not a curated record
AUGUCGUACAAUCCGCGGAUGAGCAUCAUUCCCGCGACACAGACACAGUCGCGCAAUACCCGCAAGAAAGAAGAUGAAGCCGACGCGUUCAUGCGCCUGCCGGACAAGGAGAUUGUCGGCUGCAUAACAGACAUCGGAAUCCCCUUCAACGUUGCCGACCUCCAAAAGCCGAACCCAUUGCAGGUGCAGAUGAUUUUCGAAUGGUUUGCCGAAUUGCUCCUCAAUGCGACCCGCGAGACCGUCGAGCCUGCCAUGCGUGCUGCUGCCGAGGACAUCUGCGGCGAAUACUCCGACAUCGUGCCCCCCGACACCCGCAACUUGAUGGGCUUCUACGUUUCUCUGCGAGGUCUUCUAGCAGAGUGCGGCAUUCAGGACUUCAGCUUCAACGACCUUUACAAGCCCACGCACGACCGCCUUGUCAAAAUCUUUAGUUACCUGAUCAACUUUGUGCGCUUCCGCGAAUCUCAGACAAGCGUCAUUGACGAGCACUUCAACAAGGCCGAAACGACGAAAUCCCGCAUAGAGAGCCUGUACUCGGAGAAUCAGGACAUGGAGUCGCGUCUCGUCGACAUGAAGCGCAACCGCAAGGCAAUGGAGGCACAGGUGCGCGAGAAGACGACCCGCAACGAGGAACUCAAGCAGCGACUGCUGGAGCUGCGGCGUAACCAGGAGCGCGUGGCCGCUCGUCUUGAAGACGCAAAGCUUACCGCUAAACAAGAGAGCGCGAAGCUUCGGCCCUACGUCAUGCAGAGUCCUUCGGCGCUGCAGGCGACCCUGACGGAGCUAAGCAACGCGCUCAACAGCGAAAAGUCGCACAUCGAGGCCCUCGAUCGCCGCUCGCGCGCCCUCCAGACAUCGGCCGAUUCCUUCUCGGUGGUCUCUACGGACGUAGCAUCAUGCAUCAAGGUGUUGGACGAAAUUGGCACCGAGUUGGCCAAGGAGGAGGACGAGAACCUGAAGAACGUCAAGCAACGCGAUGCACUAUCGGAGCGCGGUAACAACGUGCGAGAAGUCGAGCGUACGGAGGCAUUGCUGCAGCGGCAAUUGCUCAAGUGGAACAAGCGUACCGAGAAGCUGCGCGAGCAGAGUUCCGCCAAGGCCCAGGACGCCAAGGAGAAGAUGGAGGAGCUUCGUGCUGUUCACCGUAAGCUCACCGAGGAGAGGACGGACAAGGGCAAGGAUAUCGAGAGGCGCCGUGUUCGCAUUGAGCAAACCGAGAAAAAGAUGUUGGACCUUAAGGAGAACAUCGAAAACGAGAUUCACAGUGCCUACGAUGAGUUCCUCAAGAUGGACUCUCACAUCAAGCUAUACAUUACCGAGAUGGAGCAGGCUCUUUAG